AUGAGUGGCAAAGGUGUGUAUAGGAAGAGUGGUACUCUUCCAGUGACGAGACAGAUACUGAAGAAGCCAACCACUGGCCAGAAAUACCUGCUGGAUGAAUUGAAGAAACCUAAGCCAAAGGGUAUGAAAGGUGUAGGGUACGCGGCUGGUGUGCUGCAACCUCGUGGUUCUCAUAGAAUUUCUCCACCGGUGGAAUUUGUCGAUGUCGAGAAAUUGAUCGAUAGCACUGUCCGCACUCCUAGUAAAGAUACAGAGGCCAGAUCGCAACAGGCUAAGGAUAAACUGAAUAAAGCUGAGCUAAGAAGGCAGUAUCUUGCAGAAUCCUUCAGGAAAGAGGAAGAAAGGCUGAUUAAGAUGCAUGAGCUCAUCCAGAAACGCGAGCAGUUGGUACAGGAACAGAGACAGCGUGAAAUGGAGGAAUUAAACGAACCCAGGUCAAGUGACCUAACCAUACCUUCAUUGAAUGAAAUGGUUUCAGGAAAACUAAUGAGGGACCGAACACCAGAAGAGAAAGAAUUGCUUGAGAUGAAACGUAGGUAUAACAGAGAAACACAGGAACUGCGGAUCCAAGAAAACAAGUUGAAGAAGCUGUUGAAUCUGUAUCACAUGUCCAGUGAAUUCAUCACAACGGAGGAACAAUUAUUGGCAACUAUUGAAAACGUUUUCUCCACCAGAACUGCAACAUCAAGCUUUGACUCCAUCAAAUCGCUACCUAAGAACUCCAUCACUAAGGGUAAUAAUGCAUUUGCUCAGGAUCUAUUCUUCGGUACAAACACCAGGAAUGACACAUCCGAAGUAGGAUUACCCAUGGUACAAGAUUUCAUUAGUGGUGAACUAAACAGACUACAUACUAAGGCUAAGGAAAAUCUUGAAGUUCAACUGGAACAACAGAAAAACAGCUCUAAAAUUGACUUGUAA
This is a messenger RNA of Nakaseomyces glabratus, 918 nucleotides long. RefSeq names its product mitochondrial 37S ribosomal protein PET123 (gene PET123). Lineage: Eukaryota; Fungi; Ascomycota; Saccharomycetes; Saccharomycetales; Saccharomycetaceae. The record is from RefSeq and is a predicted model, not a curated record.